This is a messenger RNA of Rubroshorea leprosula, 377 nucleotides long. Lineage: Eukaryota; Viridiplantae; Streptophyta; Magnoliopsida; Malvales; Dipterocarpaceae. The record is from the annotation of a GenBank genome assembly.
GACUCGUAGAUUUAAUUUUCUCCUCUGCUUUCUUUCUCCGACGCUGAUUCUUCUGCUUCAUUCAUCACAGGCAAAGAGCAAAAUGGGGAGCACUGCUUGGAAAUUGGAAGACCACCCGAAACUGCCCAAGGGCAAGACCAUCGGCCUUGUGGUUCUCGACGGUUGGGGUGAGUACAAGCCCGAUCAGUAUAACUGCAUCCAUGUCGCUGAGACUCCCGCCAUGGACUCUCUCAAACAGGUUUAGACUUCUACCAUCAGUUUUGUUUUCUUUCCUCUGUGUAUUGUGAUUUUUUUUGGGUUCUUUUUCUUCAUGGAUCUGUAGAUGUUUGAAAUCUGUUUUUCGUUAGGAUUAUGGUUUGUUUUUGUCCAUAUUCUUU